AUGGACUCUUCGCGGACUCUUUGGUCGGACCUAAAACAGACUCCGGAAUACGAGUUCAUGGCGGACGGGGACCUGGACCCCUCCUUCUCGGUCGAGUCUUUCUUUGCCGAGGAUGCUGCGCCCCCUGCUGUCUCCGCGCCGCCUCCCGCCAAGAGGGUCUGUGCUGCCGCCUCUUCCAGCUCUGCGCCAGUGGCUCCUCCGGCUGUCUCCCAGAGGCCGACGGUCGCUCAUCCUACGGCCCCGGUGGCUGGACCGUCUAACGCCGUGCCUUCCACGUCUACCUCUACCCAGGAAGUAGCCCCGUCGGUUGUCGUCGUGCUGUUCCCUGAAGCCCUGGAGCCUCACCGCAGCCGUAUUGUCACUCGCGUGCGCAGUGUGCUGCGCGGACGAGAUUUUGCUGGUGGUCGUGUGCCGGCCUUCGAGGCUUCUGCCGGCGAGCUGUUGCGUCUCCCUCGCCGGUCCUAUGCUCGCCACGUGUUCCAGUGGCCUUCGCGGGAUGAUGCCGCUCGUUUCCGUGCUCUGCUGCCGAUUACCUACCGUGCGUCUGACGGCCCAACUGCGGAAAUCAAGGCCUUCACCGACCCUGUCCCCGAUUUCACUGCUGCCAAGGCUCGGGGUGAGCCGGUAUUGGUGACUCGCAACAUCCCUAUCGGCUACGCCACGCAGGAUGUCAAGGAUCUGCUCGUCACUCGCUGUAACGCGGAUGGUGCCAGGUGGUUGGGUGACCUGCAGUUUUUUCAUAAAGUGUUUGACCCGUAUGAGGAAUCUUACCUUCCCCAGAUGGCUGGCAUUCCGGUUGCUCCUGUGAAUGACCCGCGGUUUGAGAACAUUCCUGCAGUGAUCUGGCUCCCCGCCGUUCAGGAGCCGUUGCUCGUCAAUGUCUCCUCCCAUUCCUGCGAUGUCUGCCCCAAUAAUCACCACAGUGCCAUGGAGCAUCUUGCCAGCCCAGCGCACGCUGCUGCGCUCCUGAACGUCUCUGGCAAAGCUACUCCCAUCGAGGAGCUCGGGGACAUGAAGGUCCACGAUCUCAACAGGAAUGACGCCAUCACUGCCUUCCUUGCGUAG
Closterium sp. Yama58-4 is the source of this 1065-nucleotide messenger RNA. NCBI's taxonomy places the organism in Eukaryota, Viridiplantae, Streptophyta, Zygnematophyceae, Desmidiales, Closteriaceae. The record is from the annotation of a GenBank genome assembly.